CGACACAGGAAGAGGGGAAGGAAAGGGAGGAUGAAGGGAUGAGGAGUGUGUGUCAAACAUUCACACACACGGUGGCUGUGAUCAGAGCAUCUCAGACGCAGCUGAACCGGGCGACACUGGACCUGGACAACAUGAUCAUUCCCUUUGCGACAGUGUCAGGACCUAACCAAUGGAACAUUAUGGUCAAUGACUCACAGGUCCUAAUGAACAGUCACAGAGAAGCAGCGGACCACAUUGAGGCCAUAGCCAGCAGGGCGGUAAGAGCCUCAAAGCAGACCUUCCGCCUCCUGAUGGAUCUACUGUUGGACAACUCCACAGAGGAGUACAUCAGGAACCUAACAGAGCAACACUCACAGCUCGCGGGGGUAACCCUGACCUCCGCUUUCAUCUCCAGCGCUGCCGCCGGCCCCCCCGCCCCAUGGGUAGAAUACUGCUCCUGUCCUCUGGGAUUUGCAGGCCAAUUUUGUGAACAGUGCGCCCCGGGAUUCACCAGGGAAGAGGCUGGCAGAGGGCCGCUCUCAGCGUGUGUGCCAUGCAACUGCCACCAUCAUGGAACAUGUCAUCCAGAGACCGGUGUGUGUGAGUGUUCAGACUUCACUACCGGACGGACCUGUGAGCAAUGCCUGGACGGUUACUAUGGCAACGCUUUGAUUGGCACUCGCAGUGAUUGUCAGCCUUGCCCUUGCCCAGACCGGACCAGCUGUGCUCAAAUUGCACAGACAGGACAGGUGGUCUGCACCGAUUGCCCCACUGGACAGACAGGUAUCCGCUGCCAGAUGUGUGAAGAUAGUUACUAUGGUGACCCCCUCGGACAAUCUGGGGUAGUUCGGCCGUGUGAGAGAUGCGACUGCAACGGUAACGUGGACUUCAACGCAUUGGGAGUUUGUGACCACAUUACUGGGAGAUGUCUGAAAUGCCUGGGGCACACAGAGGGCGAGCGCUGCCAGCGUUGCCGGCAGGGUUUCUAUGGUGAUGCCCUGAACCAGACAGCUGCUCAGAAGUGCAAACCGUGCAACUGCAACCCCAGCGGCACUUUUGGACGUCUCGACGAAUGCCACCCUCAUGACGGAAGCUGCCGGUGCCUGGGUCAUGUGACUGGACGUGACUGCAGUACCUGUGAAGUCGGCUUCUUCAACCUGCAACCAGGUGUAGGAUGUGAGAGGUGCAAGUGUAAUCCCAUUGGCUCAUCAUCUAGUGCGUGUCAUCCAAUCACAGGCCAGUGCAUAUGUCGUGCAGGAGUGGAGGGGAGACUGUGCGAGUCUUGCCGUGCGGGCUUCUUUGGAUUCUCCUCACGUGGUUGCAGAGCUUGUAACUGUGACCCGAUGGGCUCCAUAUCCAUGCAGUGUCACGGUAACGGUACCUGCCACUGUCGCCCGGGCUUUGUGGGUUACAAGUGUGACAAAUGUGAGCUGAACUACUUCCACGACCGAAACACACACCAGUGCGAAGAAUGUCCCGUUUGCUAUGGUCUUGUCAAAAAGCAGGCAGAAAAGCUGAGGACUCGUCUGCAGGAUUUGGAGAAGCUCCUGGCUCACUUUGAUUGCCGAGGAAGAUUUGGGAAGCAACCCCACCUGCUGAAGUAUCACAUGGGCAGGCUUUACGGACAUGAGCACCAGGGGGAAGAUACUCUACCCAAUGCUCUGGAGGAUUUUCUAGCUUUCCAAGAAGCACGGGAGGCCUUCAUAAAACAAUUUUCCUCGCUGGAAGCUUCUACACGUGCACUCUUAGCCCAGCUGCACGCCGUCGCAGCCGCUUUGAACUGCAGCAUCAGCAUCACGACACAGGAAGAGGGGAAGGAAAGGGAGGAUGAAGGGAUGAGGAGUGUGUGUCAAACAUUCACACACACGGUGGCUGUGAUCAGAGCAUCUCAGACGCAGCUGAACCGGGCGACACUGGACCUGGACAACAUGAUCAUUCCCUUUGCGACAGUGUCAGGACCUAACCAAUGGAACAUUAUGGUCAAUGACUCACAGGUCCUAAUGAACAGUCACAGAGAAGCAGCGGACCACAUUGAGGCCAUAGCCAGCAGGGCGGUAAGAGCCUCAAAGCAGACCUUCCGCCUCCUGAUGGAUCUACUGUUGGACAACUCCACAGAGGAGUACAUCAGGAACCUAACAGAGCAAGUGACUGAAAUUCAGUGGCGGAAGGAGAAUCUGACGGCGCAGGUGAAUGAAACGGUAGCCAAACAGCAGGUCCUGGAGGAGGAAGCUGCUGGUUUCAGUGCUGCCCUGGGUAACCUCACAUCAUCCUUACAUCAGCUGGCACCGACAGCUGUCAGCCCAUCGUCAGGACCCGACCAAGCUCAUCAAACCAACCAGACAACAGAGUGGGGCAGAGAGCUGCAGAAGAAGAUAGACGAAAUGGGCCAGCACACUGAGACCAAAGACAGCCUCAUCAGUAAGAUCAGAGAGGAGAUGGAGCCUCAAAUGCAGACUGCUAAUAAGAAACUGGAAACGGUGGAUGAGGUGACUCAGUCAGUCCAGGAGCUGAAAGCUCGUGCACAAGGGGCAACGGUUAUGGCUUUGUCAUCAGUGGUGGCAGGAAAAGAGGUGGAAUCAGACGCCAUCGCUCUGCACAGAAGACUAGAAUACAUGGUGAGGGAUUGGCCCCGUCAGCAGAGCCAAACCAAGGCGGCCAUGAAAAAGGAGAAACCUCUGGGGGAGAAGGUUCUAGCUGAUGUGAGGAAGAAGGUCUCACAGGUGGAGGAGAUGCUGAAACCAGCGGUGGAAAACUCCAGCCUGUCCACCAACACCAGCGCAGAGGCCCAACAAACCGCACAGACGGGGGCAAAGGAAUCCAAAGUCAUCCUGACCCAGGCUAAGCACACCAGGACUGCAUCGGCCCAUCUCCGCUCCCAUAUAGACUCUGUUGUACAACAGUUGGCUGAGCAGGAGAUGUUAAGUCACAAGACAAAAUCCCAGUUUGCCGCCGAGCCUGAGGUGUCCCUGAGCGACGUAAAAGAAGACGUGGAAGCGGCCAAGCUCCAGUUAGAGGCCUAUUCUGCUACGCUAACUGAGUUAAUCAGUAAGAUUGAUGGGGCCGUGCCUCUGGACCGCUUCGACCGCAUCUUGAACGAGACGGCGCGGCGUCUCCACAUGCUUCGUGGGAGCGUGGAGAACCCGGCUCUAGGCUUGAAGAUCCAGAAGCUGCAUUCGGCCGCUAAGGACCAACAAAACCGGCUUUCCAGCAUCGAACAGGACAUACACGAGAUCAGCGAGGAGAGAGACAGUCUCAGGGACAUUGCCUUAAACUUGCCUCAGUCCUGCCCGCAGGCCACCGGCACAGGAAAGGGCUAAACACUGAAGAUGACGGGGGCUGAAGCACCGAUAUAACAACUGAAAAAUCUGAAGCACUGCAAGAUUUUUAUAAUAAAAGGGAUUGGGACAUUUGAUUCAUUUUGUCUGACAAUAAACCGCUGAUAUCCUGCCACAUGCUGUCCUCCGUUUAACCCUUUAACCCCUGAGAUUAUUUCAAUGAAACGGCCUGCUGUGAAUUUGUGUCUGUACAGGGUGGAAAAACAGAAAAAGAAUACAAAAAAACAAACAAAUAAGCCACUCAGAAUG
Sphaeramia orbicularis (orbiculate cardinalfish) is the source of this 3563-nucleotide messenger RNA. RefSeq names its product laminin subunit gamma-3-like. Bases 39 to 3296 code for a protein of 1085 amino acids. The record is from RefSeq and is a predicted model, not a curated record. Lineage: Eukaryota; Metazoa; Chordata; Actinopteri; Kurtiformes; Apogonidae. The transcript is spliced from 20 exons. Gene Ontology annotation, biological process: tissue development; animal organ morphogenesis.